Messenger RNA from Cherax quadricarinatus, 1433 nucleotides. RefSeq names its product glutamate-gated chloride channel-like. Gene Ontology annotation, molecular function: transmembrane signaling receptor activity; transmitter-gated monoatomic ion channel activity involved in regulation of postsynaptic membrane potential; excitatory extracellular ligand-gated monoatomic ion channel activity. Gene Ontology annotation, biological process: chemical synaptic transmission; signal transduction; chloride transmembrane transport. The record is from RefSeq and is a predicted model, not a curated record. Lineage: Eukaryota; Metazoa; Arthropoda; Malacostraca; Decapoda; Parastacidae. Gene Ontology annotation, cellular component: neuron projection; synapse; plasma membrane.
GGCGGUGGCUGGCGCCCACGACGGAGGCGCCGACGGUGAACCACAGAACCAGAGAGAAGAUGCUUCUGGAUGAGAUCCUGGGUAAUGGAACCUACGACAGGAAGAUCAGACCCUCCAGCAUCCAUAAGAAAGCCGCCAAGGAUGGUGACUACACUACAGUUGUCAUCAAUAUCAUGAUCCGGUCCAUUAACAAGAUUGAUGACUAUCAUAUGGAGUACAGCGUGCAGAUGACCUUCAGGGAGCACUGGAACGACGACCGUCUGAACUACAGCAGUGAGGGAGGUCGCAUCAAGUACCUGACGCUGACGGAGACAGACAAGAUCUGGAUGCCAGACCUGUUCUUUAAGAACGAGAAGACUGGCCACUUCCACGACAUCAUCCUCCCCAACACUUACAUCAGGAUCUUCCCAGAUGGUGACGUCCUCUACAGCAUCAGGAUAUCGUUAACGUUAUCGUGUCCAAUGGAUCUGAAGUUGUAUCCUCUGGACACCCAGUUGUGUGAGCUGCUUAUGGCUUCAUACGGGUGGACCACAGAGGACCUGGUGUUUCUGUGGGAGAAGAACGAGCCUAUCCAGGUGACGAAGAACCUUCACCUGCCCCGCUUCACCCUCGAGCACUUCGUUACUGAGUACUGUAACAGCAAGACCAACACAGGAGAGUACAGCUGUCUGAAGGUAAACCUGAUCUUCAAGCGAGAGUUCUCUUACUACCUCAUCCAGUACUACAUUCCCUGCUGCAUGCUGGUCAUCGUGUCCUGGGUGUCCUUCUGGCUCGACCAGUACGCAGUGCCAGCCAGAGUGGCACUGGGGGUCACUACACUCCUCACCAUGUCUACACAGAACGCUGGCAUUAACCAGUCUUUACCUCCUGUCUCCUAUACCAAGGCCAUCGACGUAUGGACGGGGGUGUGUCUUACCUUUGUGUUCGGAGCCCUGCUGGAGUUCGCGCUGGUUAACUACGCCUCGCGCUCAGACCUGCAGCAAGAUAAGGCAAAGAAGCAGCAGCAACAACAACAGCAGGAGCGCCGCUGGGACAUGGAGAACCAGGCAGCUGUUGAGGCCUUUGAAGCAGCAGCAGCUGCCAUGGCUGCCCACGACCACGACCAUGACCAUCACCACAACAACUACCUCGACGACAACCACAUAGCCGACUACUCUAGUCUGGUACGGGAUAGGAUGGAAAAUGGUGUUCCAGCCUUUGCUAUGAGGCCGCUGGUGGCCCCGUUCCGGGAGGUGGGUGGCGUGGGCCACCUGUGUGAGGUCCACCUUCAAGGUCCACGGACAAACUGCUGCCGGUCCUGGCUCUCCAAGUUCCCCACCAGGAGUAAACGCAUUGAUGUGGUUGCUCGCAUCACCUUUCCCCUAGUUUUUGCUCUCUUUAAUGUCGCCUACUGGAGCGCUUACCUCUUCCGUGAGGAGGAGAAGCAACUGUAG